AAACACAAAAAAGUGGGGACUCGCUCGUCUGUACUUCUCGAACUGGACGCUGGCUUGACAACAGUACCUCACUUUUCCCACUUUGUGUCGUGUGUUUGUGUGUGUGAGUGUUGGCUGCCUUGUUUUCCAGACUCGACACCGAGGUAGGAUCCGUGCUCUUUUCGCCGUGCUGUUUGUGGCUCUGCUGCUGUCAAACAUUCCUCCGGACAAAACGCCCACAGUGCACAGAGCUUUGAACGUGGCUUUGCUUUGUGCAUCUCACGCGGGGCUGUGUUUAAACCCUGACACUUUCGGGCUGUGCCGCCUUUCUUGUUUAUGUCGUCUAAAGCGACUCAAUAAGCAAAAAGUUGUUUCGCAACUCUGCGUCAAGUUGGGCAGAGUUGCGCAAGUUGACGCAAUAAUAACAGUCAAGAGCACGACUGUAACUGUUAUUAUUAAUGUCGUUUUAACUAACAUUUUUAGAAUUGGUGUUUGGCUUAUAACGCAGGCAUGGCGCUAUAACUUGCUAAGUAUGUUGUUGUUUAGCUUUGCCGUGAAAACAGUGAAAGUGCUUUAACGCACUAAAACAGCUCCUUAACAGAAUACAAUAGAGCAGAAUUGCCCUUUAUUGUCAUUGUAUGUGUACAACGAAAUUAUGAAAACUUAAUGUGUUUCAGAAUGAAUAUAUUCAAACGAGACAAAGGCUCAGCGGCUGCUACUCAGGAGCUCGGCAGUGCCGUCAGACACAGCCAGAACAAGCAGGAUGAUGGGGAUGGCUCACAGAGGACGGGGGUGAUGGGUGUCAUGCAGAUGGUCAAUCCCUUCAAAUCCACUGCUCAGGCCUCCUUCACUGUUCAUACAACUCCCUCCUCAGAUUCACUGGAACAACCUGCAGACACAGCUCAGAACCCUGGUAUGCUGAAAGGGGUCAUGCAGAAGGUCAACCCAUUCAAGCCUACCUCACAGGUCUCUAAAGCACCAUAUUCAGAGUUGCCGGAGCGGGGAAAGGAAGACUCUACUCAGAACUCUGGAGUGUUGAAAGCAAUGAUGCAGAAAGUCAACCCCUUCAAGUCUUCUGCACAGAGUGAUCCUCCAAAAGAUUCUGCAAAUCAUCAAGAGACUGGGAAAGAACUUCAAGGCAAACAAAAUCCAGGAAUGAUUCAGAAAGUCAACCCAUUCAGAUCCUCGCAGCCAAAGGAUGUUGAGCCUCAACACAAUGACCUCACAUCCAGCGCUGGAAGCCUGACAGGCAAAAGCAACUUGCCAGAGAAGCAGAACCCUGGAAUGUUCAAAGAGACGAUGCAGAAAGUAAAUCCCUUUAAGUCGCACACACAGAUUCAAGAUCAAUGUCAGAGAGAUUUGACGGUUACCUCUGUCAAGACACUGGAAAACCAAGCAGAUAUUCACAGUGACAACUCCACCAGCUCUGAAAGCCUGGAUGACAGCACAAUAGAGAGACAUUCUGUUUGGUAUAUAGAUGCUGACACCAGCUGUGAUGUAAAAACCCAGCCAACACAGGCCCAAAGGAGAAGAACCAGGGACUCUGCAAAUGCAUUUUCUGACACUCAAGCCCCGCCCCAGGAGGUAGUUGAAGUUCAGACAUUGCAAUUGGCUGAAGUACCAGUGUGCAGUGAAGGAACGGACCUGGACCCUCUAGAUGAUGACGAAGGCCUUUUGUCAUGGUGGAGAACAGUCGAAGGUUGGGAUGAGUGGAAUGAGGCAAACCAGAAUGAUGAAUCUGAAGAAGUGGUGGAACAAGCAGCUGAUCGCGUCUUCAUGGCCGCUCGACUUUUUGUUCGUUUUUUUAACCAACGUGGCGCCUCACUGCAGCAGCGCAUCCUUGAGCUCCUUGCCUUGGCUGAUGCAGCAGACAAUUUUCACAAAAAAACGGUCACGGCCAGUGUCGGCGGUGGAUUGGCCAGUGUCGCCGGGUCUAUCACCACCAUCACCGGCCUCAUUCUGGCUCCCUUCACAGCUGGAACAUCGCUGAUUGUCACAGCUGUAGGCAUUGGCAUAGCUACAGCUGGUGGCGUGACAUCUGCUUCGGCCAAUAUCACUGACACUGUCCAUUCAAAGACGGACCGCAAGAAGGUGGAGAAGAUGAUUCAAGAUUACCAGGGGGAGAUCAAGGACAUCAAAGAGUGCCUGGACUUUUUACAGGAAGGGAUGGAGACACUCCAGCAGUGGGACUUUGAGAAGUAUGCAGAGAGCAUCGCAAAAAACCACUUAAACCAGGACGUCAAGCAUGUAAUCAAGGAGGGUGGUCGAGCUGGCAAAGCUCUGGUGGUCAACACAGACAGUCUGAUCAAUACUGUUCAAGUCCUGAAUGUUGCUGGUGGUGCUGCCAAAGCUGCCCAGGUGAUGAGUGUCACUACCGGAGUAAUGUCAGGCCUCUUCCUGGCUCUUGAUGUGUUUUUCCUGGCAAAGGACUCUAUGGAACUGAAAAAGGGGGCAAAAACAGAGUUUGCUGUCAAGAUCCGAGAAGUUUGCAAGGACCUACAGAAUGGCCUGCUGGAGCUGAACAGAAUCAAGGAACAGCUUCAGAAAACUAUGGAUGGGAUAGAAGUGGAGGUAGAGGAGGUGGAGAAUGAAGAGCAGUUGAAAUCUGAUCUGAAGAAACUCACUGACCUUGAAGACUGAAGGGCAGUGUUUAGAAAACAAAACAAGGUCCUCAUUGUCUUGUGUUGAUACCAAAAACAUUUAUUGCUGGUUUGCUGCAAUUUUGAGUUGAUCUGACUUACACAAUACUUUUAUUAGUGGACAAGGUGAGAUGACCUUUUACUCAAACGGGUGGGGUCAAAGGCCAGAAAUAAAAGAAUGUUAAAGGUC
Neolamprologus brichardi is the source of this 2808-nucleotide messenger RNA. RefSeq lists its product as uncharacterized. The record is from RefSeq and is a predicted model, not a curated record. Gene Ontology annotation, cellular component: extracellular region; membrane. NCBI's taxonomy places the organism in Eukaryota, Metazoa, Chordata, Actinopteri, Cichliformes, Cichlidae. Gene Ontology annotation, biological process: lipoprotein metabolic process; lipid transport. Gene Ontology annotation, molecular function: lipid binding.